Funneliformis mosseae is the source of this 1371-nucleotide messenger RNA. Lineage: Eukaryota; Fungi; Glomeromycota; Glomeromycetes; Glomerales; Glomeraceae. The record is from the annotation of a GenBank genome assembly.
AUGUCCGAUUUUUCUAACGAAAAAUUAAUUUAUACACCUUGUUAUUGUGAAGAGAACGUGUAUCAUUUGUGUAAAGCAUUUGGCAAAUUAGAUGACGUUUAUGUUUGUUUCAUUUCUAAUGAAAAUCGCUCGAUUCCAAUAUGGAAACAACGUGCUUCAAAACUUCCUGAUGGAAUUGUAAUUUGGGAUUAUCAUGUGAUAUUGCUAGUAAAAGAAAUGUCAAAUUCAACAAAAGUUUAUGAUCUUGACACAACACUUUCUUUCCCAUGCGAUUUCUCAAUUUAUGUGCAAGAAUCUUUUAAAACACUUGAUGAUCCACAAUAUUAUAGAAAAUAUCGUAUAAUCCCUGCUGAAACCUAUCUAAAAAUCUUUGCAUCAGAUAGAAGUCAUAUGAUUAAAAAGGAUGGAACUUGGUAUGCUUCUCCUCCUAUUUAUUCACCCAUCUCUACUUCAGUUACAGCAUAUUUUACUGAAACUUUAGUGUUUAUUGGUUUCAUGCUACUCGUUCCAAUUUUAUAUGUCGCAAAUUUUUAUUUCCGUUAUAAACGUUAUAAAGCGGCUACACCAUGGUCAAUUCAAGACAAAAUUGUCGUAAUAACAGGAGCUUCAAGUGGGAUUGGAGAAGCACUUGCUUAUGAGUUUGCUCGACAAGGUGCAAACUUAAUUCUUUGCGGACGUAGAGUUGAUUCAUUGGCAAAUGUAGCAAAAGAAUGUAAAGAAACAUGUGGUGCAAAAAAUGUAACAAUUCAAAAAGUUGAUGUAACAAGUGAAACAGAUGUAAUGCGUUUUGUCGCAAGCCUUGAAGCGUCUCAUAAUAAGAUUGAUUGUCUCGUACUUAAUGCCGGCGUAUCGAUGGGUGAAACCUUGGAAAGUGUUGAAGACUUUGAAUUAAUUAAAAAGAUUAUGGAUGUGAAUUAUUUUGGUGCUACAAUGCUUGCUUUUAAUUCGUUACCUCUGCUGAAAAAUGCUGAAAAACCUCGUAUAGUUGUUAAUUCCUCUCUCGCCGGAAUUAUUCCCGUUCCCUUCAGAACAGGUUAUGCGGGUUCUAAAUUUGCUUUAAGAGGUUUCUUUGAAAGUUUACAAAAUGAGCUUGUUGAUGACAAUAUCUUCAUUACAAUGGUUUAUCCGGGUGUCGUAAUGACUGAUAUUAACAAGAAUCGAUUGGGAGACAAUCCAAUAGCACUCGAUUUUAGUAAUGCAAUGCCUUCUGACGAAUGCGCUAAAAUCAUCGUUGAUGGAACGGUUCAAGGUAAAAAAGAAAUAGUUUUUACAGCUAUUGGUAAAUUGGGUAGAUUAAUGGAAGCUGCUGGACCCUCUGGUAUUUCAAAUGAAGUGAUGGCACACGUUGGAGACGAAUUACAGCACGAUUGA